This is a messenger RNA of Gongylonema pulchrum, 514 nucleotides long. The record is from the annotation of a GenBank genome assembly. NCBI's taxonomy places the organism in Eukaryota, Metazoa, Nematoda, Chromadorea, Rhabditida, Gongylonematidae.
GUCCCAACAGAUCGAUUUUUUGCAACUGCUGCAGCACGGAAUGCGUAAAAAGUGAUUAUUUUACUACAGCGCUUCGAAACAUCUAUUAUCUUGGCUCAGUGGUACUUGUUCUCUCGACCUUUUUCUUAUCUAUUGAAAGAGUGAUCGCAGCACUACUUUAUCGAUCAUACGAGCAUAAUACGCGGCGAUGGAUCGGCAUUUUGUUGAUUUUUUUGCAGGUUAUCAAAUUUUUAUUUAGUUGGCUUCUUGUAGCGCCGUUUUUGUACUAUCAGCAGCUGCAGCGGGAGCAACAGCAUGGUUCUAUUGCUUAUCCUUAUUGCUCUUAUUGGUUAUUCAAUGCAAAGACCACAAUGAGCAUUUAUUUCGCGCUUAUCGUAUUUCAGUCUUGCUCAUUUACUGUUAUCAUUGUAUUAUGGACACACAACAAUAAAAAAGUUGUAAGAUUAAAUUCAUAUUUUGUCCGUAUAUGGGAAAUAGCCAAGAAAUUUUUCGCUAAGAAUUUCUUCAAAUGAAU